AUGAGCGAUCACUUGGUACUCUUCGUUGACGAACUUGUCCGCCCAGUUCCCGUUGACCCUGUUGAGCAGCCUGCUCAGCUUCCUUCCGAACCGUCGUUGACUACGGUUGCUUCCGAUGCCGCGUCUGGAUCCGGAGGAUCUGAGUCGCCGGUGGAUCAAGAUGGAGAGGAUUGUGGUGAGGAGGAACCGUUGAUCCAGAUGGUGGAGUGCCGUAUCUGUCAGGAGGAGGAUAGUGUUUCCAAUUUGGAGACUCCCUGUGCUUGCAGGGGUAGUCUUAAGUAUGCUCACAGAAAGUGUGUCCAGCAUUGGUGCAAUGAGAAAGGAGACAUAACUUGUGAGAUAUGUCAUCAGCCUUAUCAACCUGGGUAUACAGCCCCACCACCUCGCCCUAAUCCUGAAGAAACCACUAUUGAAAUAGGAGGAGGCUGGACAUUAUCUGGUUCGCCCUUGGACUUGCGUGAUCCUCGCCUAUUGGCAAUUGCAGAGGCAGAGCGUCAAUUCCUUGAUGCAGAAUAUGAUGAGUAUGCUGCUUCUAAUGCCAGUGGAGCUGCUUUUUGUCGCUCAGCUGCCCUAAUUUUGAUGGCCCUUUUACUUCUGCGGCAUGCACUCUCUGUAACAGAUGGUGAUUCUUCUGAUGAUGAUCCAUCCAAUUUUUUCUCCCUUUUCUUGCUUCGAGCUGCUGGAUUUCUUUUACCUUGCUAUAUCAUGGCUUGGGCAAUCAGUAUUCUGCAACGGCGGCGACAAAGACAAGAGGCAGCAGCACUAGCGGCAACCCAAGUUGCUUUUGUUCUAAAUUCUGGGCAGCGUAGAGGUCUACAAUUUGCGAUAGCACCAGUUCCUACAGUACAGCAGGAACAAGUGUAG
Molecule: messenger RNA, 864 nt
Organism: Vicia faba (fava bean)
Lineage: Eukaryota; Viridiplantae; Streptophyta; Magnoliopsida; Fabales; Fabaceae
Source: the annotation of a GenBank genome assembly